Molecule: messenger RNA, 795 nt
Organism: Peniophora sp. CBMAI 1063
Lineage: Eukaryota; Fungi; Basidiomycota; Agaricomycetes; Russulales; Peniophoraceae
Source: the annotation of a GenBank genome assembly
AUGGACCCUGAGGGCCGUAUCCACUUCAAUCCCACCUGUCUGGAGGGCGGUGAUUCUGACUCGCGGGACUGCGUCGUUAUACGGGGUUUCAAUCCCGGCAUUAAAACGAAGUUUGAGGCUAUCGUAGAUACCUACCAGCUCAGCGGUGCCCUUGCUCUUCGUUUCAACUCCGAAGCUGCGGCUCUGCGCUACUGGAGGACGAUGCUAUCCAUUGGUAACGAGAUAUCUUGGUUGGGCUCUAGCUCGGUAGAGGAGCGGCUUGCCUUCCGCGAGGUACUGUGUCGACGUCUGGAAGUGUGCGGUACUGUUAUACCUCAGAGAUUCGAGGCCGCCAGGAUUGGUGUAGAUGCCCCUUCGCGCGGGCCGCCUGUCCGCCGCACACCAGACGCGCCUGUCAACAUUUCCGAGUCCCCUCAGUCUCCUCCCCCUUCUCCUCGUCGACCUGUGCGGUCGUCUGGCACCCGUCCCAUUACGUCGAGAGUCUUUGAUGGACCUGCUAUGAACGGUGCUACAACGGGGCCGAUUUCAUAUGCGCCGCCUCCUGAUGUAGGCCUGAACUACCGACCACGAGACCUCCCGCUUGACUAUCAAUGCCGUGGCAAUCACUCCCAGUGCUCGUGGUACGUUGCAUGGAAGAAUCGUCGCCCUGGAAUAUACUGUAACUGGGACCACGUCGUCGAAGCACACGGCGAUUGCAUUCGCAAGCGCGUUCAAGAAGGUCAUAUGACUUAUGCGUCUGCUAUUGCUCAAUGGGUCACGCUGCGGGACUCCGGCGAGAUCAGGCAGUGGGCAUAG